Messenger RNA from Erigeron canadensis, 1333 nucleotides. RefSeq names its product transcription factor bHLH81-like. The transcript is spliced from 5 exons. The coding region runs from base 113 to 826 and encodes 237 amino acids. Gene Ontology annotation, cellular component: nucleus. The record is from RefSeq and is a predicted model, not a curated record. Lineage: Eukaryota; Viridiplantae; Streptophyta; Magnoliopsida; Asterales; Asteraceae. Gene Ontology annotation, molecular function: RNA polymerase II cis-regulatory region sequence-specific DNA binding; protein dimerization activity; DNA-binding transcription factor activity, RNA polymerase II-specific. Gene Ontology annotation, biological process: regulation of transcription by RNA polymerase II.
UUCACGCACUUUUUUAUCAGUCAAUUUCCAUUUCAUAUUUUAUAUCUUCUUCCUGCUAGCUCUGCAAAGAUAAAAUAUAUAAAAAAAAAACUUACUAAAAAAAGAAAUAAAUAUGCAACCGACAAGCGGUGGUACCACCGGCGCCGGACUAUCACGGUUCCGUUCAGCUCCGGCGACAUGGCUAGAAGCAUUACUUGAAUCAGAAGAAGAUGAAAUCAUUGAUCCACCAAAACCUAUUCCAUUAUUACCGCCUCAUACUUCCUCAGCAACUGCUAACUCUUCUUCCAGACUUACUAAUAAUAGUAAUACUACUAAUUAUUUUGAUCAUAAUAUUAAUAGUAGUAAUAGUAAUAGUAUGUUUGUACCUAAUCCGGUUGGUCUCCGUAGUCAUGACCGGCAAAACAGUUUGCCGGCGGAAUUCCUUUCUCAAAUCAAUACUUCCGAUGCGUUUAUGUCCAAUUACUCUACCGGUGGUUACCACGUCGGUUUGGAUGAAUCACGCGUCAAGUUCACUACACAGCUGAGUGGAGAUCAAAGUGCGUUGUUGGAUGUUGAGAUGGACAAGCUAUUGGGGGAUUCUGUGCCGUGUAGAGUACGGGCAAAGCGUGGUUGUGCGACUCAUCCACGAAGUAUUGCCGAGAGGGUUAGGAGGACUCGAAUUAGUGACAGGAUAAGGAAGCUACAAGAACUGGUUCCAAAUAUGGAUAAGCAAACUAAUACAGCAGACAUGCUAGAGGAGGCAGUUGAGUAUGUCAAGUUUCUGCAAGGACAGAUUCAGGAACUGAGGGUGCAUCGAGACAAAUGCACGUGCUUAGUUAAGUCUUAGUUACAAGAAGCCGCCACUGGUUCUCAACAUGGUCUCAAGGAACAACCUAUGCUCUUUAUCUUGUGAAGCUUCCUUCGUUCAUUGCUCUAUGAGUUAACGGAACACUUGAUAUCUGUUGUUUUCAUGUUCAGGAAAAUGCCAAUUACAGAACUCAGAAAUGAGUAAAAUUAGGAGUUAUGUGAUGGUGGUCAUUCUCACUUGUAUUAUGAGUUCCAUAUGUAUUUUUAGGGGUAGGAUUUUGUUAAUUAGUAUGUGUAGUAGUAAACGUAUGUAGGAAAAAUGGCCGCUUGUGUAUGCUCGCUGUUGCUAUUUACUUACUCAUCUUCUUGGAUGAAGUUGGAGCAUGUAUGUCACAAUGCUUGCUGUAGUGCAAAAAGUGAGCUUGUGGGAGACUGGGAGUGUACAAUGUUAUUGCAGUACAAUGUUAUCGCGGCAACAGUUUGUAAUGAAUUUUUCUAGGAUGUCAGCUUUAAUGACAUAUAGUGGGAUCUCUCAUGUUAAAUCCAA